Heteronotia binoei (common prickly gecko) is the source of this 5396-nucleotide messenger RNA. RefSeq names its product ankyrin repeat and SOCS box containing 7 (gene ASB7). Gene Ontology annotation, molecular function: protein binding. The record is from RefSeq and is a predicted model, not a curated record. NCBI's taxonomy places the organism in Eukaryota, Metazoa, Chordata, Lepidosauria, Squamata, Gekkonidae. The transcript is spliced from 6 exons. Gene Ontology annotation, biological process: intracellular signal transduction. Bases 448 to 1404 code for a protein of 318 amino acids.
CUGGUGACCCCGGAGUGAGGAGGCUCCUCUUCAGUCAGUCAGUCAGUGCAAAGUGUCGUCCAGCCUCCCCCUCUUUCCCUUCCCCGCCGUGGCUGCGGCUCCCUCCCUCCCCCCUUCUUCCUCCCUGACAAGCGGGAGUGGAGCGGCUGAGGCGAGGCGGCGGGGCUGGGCAGGGCCCUGAGGAGAGGCGGAAAGACGGACAGUGGUUGCAAGCCUGGUUCCUGCUCCUCAUGGUGCCAGGCUCAUGCUGCUUCAGAGGGAACGUGGAUGAAACACGGCUCAAGAGGCAACGAUGUAACAGAAUUCUGAAUACAGGAGGUGUGUUACGCUUGCACAUAAGGUUAUGUAUAAUGAAGAUGGGAAAUGUACCUUACAGAAAGUAACCUCUACCUAUAAGGUGACCAGAGAGACCUCAUGACCCUUCUCUAGGAGGUGGAUUCCGCUAGGAUGUUACAUCACCACUGUCGAAGGAACCCUGAACUACAGGAGGAAUUGCAGAUUCAGGCUGCGGUGGCUGCCGGGGAUGUUCACACUGUGCGCAAGAUGUUAGAGCAGGGCUACUCUCCAAAUGGGCGAGACGCCAACGGCUGGACCUUGCUCCACUUCUCAGCGGCAAGAGGGAAAGAAAGAUGCGUGCGCGUGUUCCUCGAGCAUGGAGCUGAUCCCACCGUGAAAGACUUAAUUGGAGGUUUUACCGCUCUGCAUUACGCAGCCAUGCACGGCCGGGCCCGGAUCGCACGCCUGAUGCUGGAGUCAGACUACCGUGUCGAUAUUAUUAAUGCAAAGAGCAACGACGGCUGGACACCCCUGCAUGUGGCAGCGCACUACGGCAGAGACUCGUUUGUCCGACUCCUGCUGGAGUUCAAGGCUGAGGUCGACCCGCUCAGCGACAAAGGUACAACGCCGCUCCAGCUAGCCAUUAUCCGUGAAAGGUCUAGCUGUGUCAAGAUCCUCCUCGAUCACAACGCCAACAUCGACAUUCAGAACGGCUUCCUGUUACGCUACGCUGUGAUCAAAAGCAACCACUCCUACUGCCGGAUGUUCCUGCAGAGAGGGGCAGACACAAACUUGGGGCGCUUAGAGGAUGGGCAGACGCCGUUGCACUUGUCCGCUCUUAGGGACGACGUACUGUGUGCACAGAUGUUGUACAAUUAUGGAGCAGAUACUAACACGAGGAACUAUGAAGGACAGACUCCACUGGCUGUUUCGAUAAGUAUUUCCGGAAGCAGCCGACCUUGUUUGGAUUUCCUACAGGAAGUUACAAGGCAACCCAGGAACUUGCAAGAUCUAUGCCGAAUUAAAAUUCGCCAGUGUAUAGGCCUUCAAAAUCUCAAACUACUUGAUGAACUACCGAUUGCCAAGGUCAUGAAAGACUACUUAAAACACAAAUUUGAUGAUAUCUGACUCUUUGCAAAACAAAAAACAAAACAAAACAAGAAGUGGACACUAAGCAAGAUGAGUUUAUAUUCCAGAUACUUUUCAAAGGCUGGUUGCCUUGCACAACGUAUAUCCUAUGCAAUUUCUGAUUUUUUGUUUUUCCCGAGAAGUCAGAAGGCAGGUAUACAAUUCCUUGAUAGGGGAGGGGAGUGUUUAUACCAAAUGCUAGGAGGUCUUAAUUUUUUUUUUUUUUUUAAAUUCCCGGUCCAAGUUUACAAGACCCACGGUUUCUAUACAAUCUUAGAAGUGUAGGGCAUGAGGUUUGGUUUGGUUUUAAGCAUCACUUUUGAAAGUUUUUUUUUAAUUAUUAUUUGCGGGUUUUGAAAUGAAGAAAACAAACACACUCUUGUCCAAAAGAAACUUUCUCUUCAUUCAGUCGUACCCUCCCUCCCCCCCCUUCCCGCCCACGUAGCAUGUGUAAUAAUACUGUGUGAUGGCUGAGCGAAUGCAAAAGAAAGUAAAGAUAAGAAACUGUAAGAGGAGCGAUCCCAUCAACGCUGCUGCUACACAAGCUCCAUUUCAACGGGAGCUUCUGUGGGAAGUCAGCUCUGAGCCCCCUGAAACAAAGAAACUGCAAAAGAUGGUGUUGUCUGGUGAGUUCAGUCUACUAGCUACGCUCCUGUACAAGUCACCUUUAUGAGCAUCUCUUGCCUGUGCCCCAGAAGGGAACCCUCCUGAUUGGAUUGGGAUUCCGUAUUGCCCGUGCAGAGCCUUCCGCAGAAUCAUGAUGCCCCCCCCCCCAAGACUGUGUAACUUGCACUAAAUUCUCUCAAUGCCCGAAACGUGGUGACUUUUGGAAAUGCUGCCACCUUCAGCCUUUUUUUUUUUUUUUUUUAGCACCGGUUGGCACGCUAACAUAAUUAUUGUAGUUUGAAUGUCCGUAUGUCUGACUGUUCCUUUUCGACGCCUGUACAUGGGCUGCUGUUUGUAAUUAAGUUUUAUGCUGCUCAGAUGCCUCGACGGUCUCGCUGUAACUUUUUUUUUUUCCUAUAAAAGCAUUAAGGGAAAACAAAUUUAAUUUCAAAGCACUUGCAUCCUGGUUUUCAUAUACAGCCUCACGUGCAAUCGUGUUUUUUUUUAUUAUUAUAUAUUUUUGCCAUCACACGUGAUUUUUUUAUUUUUUUACACAUUCCUAUCUUGGCCUCAACAUGAUGUUUAGUUACUCUUGCAAUUGCCACUUUGUUUUUUUUUCAAGCUCACUCUUUUUUUUUUAGUGUCCCCGGUUCCCCAAAUUUCAAAGCCAUCUAAAUUUGAACUGUUGUGGUUAACUUCUGAGCUUUGUUGUUUUUUACAAACCUAAUUUCUUUUCUCCUCGAGACCAGUAUCUACAGUUCGGUUUUACUUUGUUAAAGGGGCAUUGCGCGUUUCUUCUCUCACAUUUUCUACUGCUUUUCUGUUGAGCAGGUCUUUCAGCAGACCUCUCUUUCUCUCCACGUCCUCAUAAGAACCACAAGAGAACGGCUCACGGUUCAAAACACUGCAAAUUGCAUAUUUUUCCUGUAGGCAGAUAUGUGUGGAUUUGAACUCUUCGCAGUUCAUGCCCACAGAUAUUUUAAGGCACAGGUUGACCAGCCAUACCCCCAAAAAACAAUAGCAUCCAUAUAAACUACUUCUUGUCUCUCCGAGAGCUCUGUUUGCAACCUCGCUCUUAUCUUCCCCACUCGGAAGAAAGUCAUCACCAAAGCACAGGUGGAAUCUCGCAAAAACCGUAGCUCAUGUGUUUUCACUUUAAAUGGGCACAUGGUUACAAUUACAACACUGGCUGUUAUGGGGAUCCUGGGACUUGAUAGAACCAUUCUUUGGCAGUUGAAAGCAUCACAGAAAUACCGUAUCUGUUGCCCAGAUUGGAGGCAUUUGACCUCUUAUGUUAUCAGUGGCGUUAUCGAGAUGGACCAUGAUUUGACACGAGCUAUGCUUGGGGAGGAAUGUCAUCUUUGUCGCUUGAGUAUUAACUUAUUUCCCCCUUUUUCAAGCACCUUUUUUUACCCCCUUCAUGAAGGAGGAGGAGCAGCAGGGUCAGGAUAGAUUCUGCUUGUUGAUGAGUAAUUUUUUUGUCAGCAUCAGUCAACCCCCUGGCUGCCAACGGCUUACAAGGAAUCGUAGCACCAAGGAUGAUCUUGCUCUAUUGUGCCUCUUGAGUCUCGUCAGCCAGCAAGAGUGGGAAGCUGGGAGAAUAACAGAGCAGGCUAGUCGAAGACUGUAGGUAGCCAGACGCUGAGUAAUAACAACUUUUAAUUAAGGACAACCAGCUCGUAACAAAGUUAAGGGGCAGACCUUUUGAGUUCCCAAGAACUUUUCCUCUGGAUGUUCACUACAAAACGCAAAAAGGAAGGACAGUGGGUCAGGAGAAGAUGAAGAAGAGAAAAAGAUGUUUCUGCCCAGGUGUAGUGUUCUAACCUUGAUCUGACUAAGUCUUUAACACCUCCUGAUCUCAAUUUCAGACUUUGGGCUUUUCCAUCCUGGCCCGAAUCACCUCUUCCUAUUUCUUUACAUUCAUGUAUGUGUUGCAUAUGCAGCAUCUAGCCUGAAGCAGACUUCUGGAGAACCCCGGUCAUUGCUGUGUGACAGUUUGAUCCAAACAGAAACGUGUUACGGGCUUAGUGGCGUCUUUUUUUUCCGCUCCUCAUUAAAGCUACGGUCUACUUGAGCAGUGGCCAGAGAAAAGUAGAAUUAUUCAGAAAAUAGGAGUUGAAAGGCCGCCUCGUCUUCUAGAAUAAAUAUACUUCCCGUUCAUUUUCGGAUCUUGCGAUGGGGAGCUCUGCCAAGCAAGUCUUAUUUCAUUUCCAGGGUUAUGUUGAAUGCAAAGGUUUUGCAAGACUUCUUCAUGAUGGGGCCCCAGUUCCAUAGCGAAGAGCUGCACCCCGCCUUAAAUCUUCAGAGAGCCCUCCGAUGGCCAAUCUUUCCUGGGUUUAGGUUCUUCAGAGUCGAAAGCUCCAGUCCAGGAGGGGUGGGUGGGAAUGUUAGUCUUACUUAAGUGCGGUGACUUGGCAGUAAGGCUGCAGGUCCAGUCCUAGUUUGGCUGACUACAGAAGUCAGCCCUUUCGUCGCCUGCGGUGAUGCAUUUUUAACAGCCUAGUUGUGUCUGCUGGUUCAGGGCUUCAUUGUAAGGUGCGUUUUAUCCUGUCUCGCUGCUGCAACUUCAGACAAAGGAAAAGUUAUGAAAUGUCUUGCUGGUUACAGAAGUGCUAUUUAAUGAAAUGUAUAAUUCCAUUAUUUAUUUGUUCCGAGGUUUGUUUGGGUCCCCCCCCCUCCCUUAUUUUAAUGUCCGAGACGCUUAAAUGAAGUACAUCUUAGGCCAUAUGUUGAGAUUUUUUUGACUCCCUUCAACCCACGUUGUGAUCCUCCCCUACUGUAAAGCUGUAUCUGCGGAUUUCAGGCAAUGGGUCAUGUCUGUGUCAAGGUCCCCUUUUGCAGAAAGUUAAGCACUUGAUUUAUUAAAUAACUGGCCAGAGUUUUGCUCUCUUUUUAUAAUGUCCGGGGGAUGCCAUAGCUUCCAUACCGUGUCAAAUUGGUGCUGAAAGACAGGAGUGUGUAGCAUGUGCAAUCCACAUGGUUCCCCAUCAGGUUGGGGGUUAUAUUGAAUCCACGCAUGGUAGAUGUGCACCUAUGUGAACAAAUAACUUCUUUAUUGGAUUGGGGGAAAAAAAUCAGAAGGAAAUGAUGUUGCUGUAUUUUAAUUUUACAGUUAGGAAAUGGUUGGGAAUUUUCCAUUAAAAUGUGGGUUUGAUUUUUUUUUCUUUUUUAAAGAUAAAGUACUGUGUCCCAGUCCUGCUACCGCAGCUUGAAUAUUUGUUAGCUUUUAAUUUUAGCUUUUUUAAAAAAAUAAAUAAAUUGGCAAAUGCACCAAAGAAACAGACAAGAUUAUGAUGGUUCGCAAACCACAAACCUCAUUCUUUAAAAAAAAAAAAAAAAACAGAGUUUUGUAAAUAUUUCUGUUUUAUAAAUGUACAGCAGAGUAA